Molecule: messenger RNA, 1652 nt
Organism: Microplitis demolitor
Lineage: Eukaryota; Metazoa; Arthropoda; Insecta; Hymenoptera; Braconidae
Product: katanin p60 ATPase-containing subunit A-like 2
Exons: 9
Coding region: 228-1649 (473 amino acids)
Molecular function (GO): ATP hydrolysis activity; ATP binding; protein binding
Source: RefSeq, a predicted model, not a curated record
AAGAAAUCAUUCUAUGUAAAAGCAAGCUGCCCCAAAAAAAAAAUUUAUUUCCAAUCGAGAUUGUAGCUAAUCAAACCCUAGUGCUUUCAAGAAACUUCAACACUGAGAGUUCUCAAUAUACUUGUGGAUACACAAAUUUAAUUCACGGACCUUAACUCUAUCAACGAGUUAUAAUUAUAACAUUUAUUUAUUUACCUGAAACAAUUCUUACAAGCAGUAUUUAAGUUAUGGAAUUCUUUUCAACGAGCUCGACUAAACAUAAUAAUAAAAAAAAGUAUUUUCUGCGUCAGCGGGAAGAUCUUCUCUACAUGAUUCGAGCGUUUUUACGGCAAGAAAAUUUAUUAGAAACAUCAAGAUCAUUGGAAAAAGAAGCUGGACUUUCCGUGAAUAUUGAAAUAUGUGACAAUAUUGAUCUUGGAAUCAUUUUUGCGUUUUACUUGCAUUCUUUUCUUGCCAAUUAUAAUAAAUUACCAAAAAUUUGUAAAACGAUUGAGGCACCAAUUUCAGUUGACUGUCAAAAAUAUUUCAGGAACAAAAAUGGAAAUUUUGUUAAAUCAUAUAGUGAACCUGAUUCUAAAACAAAACCUUCGAUAAUCAAUGAGUUGAGCAUGAUUGAAAAUGAAAAGAUUACUGGAUUACUAAAUGUAAUACAAUUAUCAAAUGAUGCAACUAAAAUACCAUCAACUAAAAGGCCGGAAUAUCAUAUUCUUCUGGGGAAAAAAAAAGUCCGUUCGAUUGAUAAGUUAUAUCCCGCUUGUUCAGAAUUUCACGAAAUCGCUCAGACUAUAAUGAAAGAUAUUGUGUUAACCAACUUAAAAGUCAACUGGAGUGAUAUUUGGGGAUUAGAGCACUGUAAAGAUAUUCUAAUGGAGGCAAUUAUUUAUCCUUUCAAAUAUCCAGAGUUGUUCUGUGACAAAUUUCCAUCAUGGCAAGGAAUCCUACUGUAUGGACCACCAGGGACAGGAAAAACUAUGCUUGCAAAAGCUGUAGCAACUGAGUGUGAUUGGACGUUUUUCAACAUUACAGCCAGUUCUUUAGUUAGCAAAUGGCGAGGCGAUUCUGAGAAAUACAUUCGAAUUCUAUUUGAAGUUGCUAGCUAUCAAGCACCUUCAGUAAUUUUUAUUGAUGAAAUCGAUUGGAUAUCAGGAGACAAUGACCGUGAUGGAAAAUCAUCAGAACCGGCUCGACGAUUUAGAGCUGAGUUUUUAACACGACUUGAUGGUCUUGUAUCAGCAACGAAAGAUAAAAUUUUAUUAUUAGCUACAACUAACGCGCCUUGGAAUUUAGAUAACGCCCUGCUUAGACGAUUAGAAAAACAUAUUUUUGUGGACAUUCCAGACGAACAAACUCGACGAAAGAUAUUAAAAUAUUAUACCUCACCAAAUCUCCAUGGUCUCAAACAGUUCGAUGAAAUUGUUGCCAGAACUAAAUUUUAUUCUGGUUCAGAUUUGAAGAGACUUUGUAAAGAAGCAUGGAUGACUCAAUCAAGAAUGUUUAUUAAAUUAUGUGAAAGAGAGGAACGAAAAUCUAUUCAGACACCUCAAUUUAUCGAUAACAUCGAGACACUCCAAGAAGCAGAAAUGAACAUGCAACUGAAUACGAAAAAUCUUUCGGAAAAAUAUAAAAAGUGGAAAAAUAUGAAUAAAUAAUGC